Blepharisma stoltei is the source of this 828-nucleotide messenger RNA. NCBI's taxonomy places the organism in Eukaryota, Ciliophora, Heterotrichea, Heterotrichida, Blepharismidae. The record is from the annotation of a GenBank genome assembly.
AUGGAAGAUAUUUCAAUUCUCAAGCAGCAAAUAGAUGAACAAAAAUCAAUGAUGCAAGCCAAAGGCCUUAAUUGGACUGGCGUAGAUAGCUUAUACACUAAAAUCUUAGAAAUCCGAUGUAUUGUUGACGAUUUUUCUGCAAACGAUAAUAUUGAAAAAUCUAAAUUUUAUGAGGAUUUAGCUCCACAGCUUGAUGAGCUUGAAAAUUAUGUGAUUUUUGAAAAAAGAUGUAGCGAGCUAAUAGAAAAAGAAAGAGAAAAAGAAGCAAUUGAGCACUUAAAGCAAAUGAAUGAGCUGAAAGAAAAUUAUCUGAACUCGAUGCUGAGGUUAGAAGAUGUAAGCACAAAAUUAGUGAAAUCGAAAAAUAUUCUGCUGAAAGAAAUAGAAAAAAAUAAAAGUAUCCAAGAAGAAAAUGAUAAGCUUGGAUAUAGCCCAGGGUGCCUUUAGCUCAGCAUGAGCGCUGUUUUAGAAAAACAAUCUAAGUUAUUAAAAAUGGGAAAUUAUAUUUUAGAUUCUUGAUUUUCGCUAAGCUUUAAAAAUCAAAAACUAGCUGAAUAGAGCUUUUAGAGGUAUUUAAUUCUGCAGAUAAACCAAGAAAAGACGAAUAUUAGCGAAAAAUAUCAAGCUUUAACCAAUAAUAUUCAAAAUAACAGAGAAAUAGGUAACGGAAGCAAUGGAGAUCAGUAUGAUAGCUUAAGAGCUGAAAAUAAUUAUUUGAAAGAUACUGUUCAUGAAAAAUCUGAAGAAAUAAAUAGGCUGAAAGAAAGAAAUGCAACUUUAGAAAGUGAGUUAAAAUCAUUGAGAAGACAAGAAAUGAGGCUUGAAUAA